Molecule: messenger RNA, 559 nt
Organism: Cylicocyclus nassatus
Lineage: Eukaryota; Metazoa; Nematoda; Chromadorea; Rhabditida; Strongylidae
Source: the annotation of a GenBank genome assembly
AGCGGAAAUGGUCGAAAAAACUGAAUAGGAACUUGAUGGGUUUUGCAAUGGUUAUGCAUGGACUUGAAACAAGGAUUGAGCACUAGGAGAUGUCCUCCAGAAGUUGAACUGGAGGCGGUAAUGGAGUAUAUGCACGAGUGCCUGCGUGCAAAAAAGGUUCCGUCUUGGGUUAUAUGGGCCUUCGUCGCUUGCUUUCUUCUCAUCAUUGCUGUUCUUUUCUUGGAUUAUUGCGUUAUUCGGCGAAAUGCGCUCGGUAACACCUGCUGCUCUCGUUCUCGAAAAGCUGGACCUGCUUCCUCACAGAAACGUACCACAAAUAUGCUUCUUAAUGUAUGAAGAUAGGUUUGUGAAAGGAAGUCUUCUUCUCUGGCAGAUUCUUAUGGAAUCUGAACCGUAGUCAUUAACAUUCAAAUUGUCAGAGAGGUGUCUAUCGUAAGGCGCGGAUUACCCACUCAAUAUAGUCAGAAUGGCAUUCAAUUACACUGAAAGUAAGCUUGCAGGGCUCCAAAUACUUUUUAGAAUUAUGAGCCAGUUUAGCAAAAGCUUUUGUAGCACUGAG